AUGGUGCGAUCGGUAGCUCAGUGGGGGGGAAAUCAAGCCCAAGCGCAGGUGCAAGCCCAGGCCGUGGAGGGAAUGGGGGGAAAAACUGAGGCAGGGGAAGAGGAGGAGGAGGAUGAGAGCAGAGCAGGGGUUGUGGAGCAGAAGCAGCAGCAGCAGCAGCAGCAGCAGCAGCAGCAGCUGGAGCAGCAGCAGCUGGAGCAGCAGCAGCAGGAGGAGGGAAACGUGCAAGAGCAGACCCAAGGCACUGCUCCCCGUGUGUCCAUCCGCGUACAGGCCUUCCCCAAGCACUUCGAGCGAUGGAUAGCCACGCACCUGCCCCCCUCUUUGCCCCUUGACCCCAAACGCUUCACCCACACCCUCAGUGCAGUUUCCACGGCUCCCCACUUCUUCCCCUUCCACCCCCGCCAGCCUUCCAUCUCUGCCUCCCUCACCCCGUUUCACCUGCUCCCUCCCGUGCCCCCCUGCUGCUGCAGCAGCAGAGGCGGGGAGGGGUGCGCGGGGGAAGGGGAGGGGGGAGGGGGAGAGGGAGGGAAUGAGGGGGGAGAGCGGGGAGAGGGGAUUAAUGGUCCAGCGGAAACUCCUCACUCAUCCACCAUCACAGCGCAUCCCACCAUCCCACAAAACCCCCCACCUUCCACGCCCCCACCACCCUCUCCACCACCCUCCACACUCUCCCCACUCUCCCCACCACCCUCCUCCUCCACACUCUCCCCACCACCCUCCUCCUCCUCACUCUCCUCGCCACCCUCCACGACUCAAACCUUCCCUUCGGACCCCCCUCAAAACUCAGAACACCGCUCCUCAUCUGAGGCUCCCCAAACCUCCCCUCCUCCUCGCCGCACGCGCCGAGACUGCACCCCAGUACCGCUCGUCCCUCCCGACGCGCGCAUAUUCUUCUCGCUCUCCCCCGCGCGCUCCAUGUGGCGCCUGGCGAGCGACCGCAAGGCCGGUAGUGACGGCUGUGCCAGCAGUGCUGUGAGCAAGCUGGAGGAGGUGCUGCACGUGGUGGGGUGGCGGCUGAGAGAGGAUAUGACAGCCAUGGACGUGGGAGCAGCACCGGGGGCAUGGACGGAGUAUCUGAGCGCCAGGAUGCGCCACGUGCUUGCCAUCGACCCCGCAGCCCUCUCGCCUGCUGUCACGGCCCGGGGGAACGUCACCCACAUCAAGAAGAUGGUGGAAGAUGCGUGGGAUGAUGUGCAAGCAUGGUCCCUGGCAUGCCAAGCUGAUUCUCAACCACAGCCCACUGGUGCUGAUGGGCACGAUACUAAUCGGGUGCAUGAACCAGGGACAGACACCGCUGCACCCACCACCAGCAGCACCAGCGGGAUCACCAGCAGCAGGAGCAGCAGCGGCAUUGCCAGCAGUGUGGGCACCACACCUAUGACAGCAGGGAGCAGUGAGCGUGGUGGUGGUGCUGGCAUGUGCCAUGGCCUCUUCUGUGACGCCAACAAGCACCCCCUGCAGGCUGCAACGCUCGUGGCGCCACUGCUGCCCGCACUGGCCUCUGGGGGAAUACUGGUGGUUACCAUGAAGUGCCGGGGACGGGGCAGGGACAAGGAGUUAUUGACGCAGCAGUUGACUGAGGCUCUUCCUGUAUCCUUCCGUUAUGCUGAGUGUGUGUGGCUUAUGGCUAACUCAGUGUUCGAGCGCACGUUUGUUGGCAUCAAGGCGUAG
Molecule: messenger RNA, 1674 nt
Organism: Closterium sp. Naga37s-1
Lineage: Eukaryota; Viridiplantae; Streptophyta; Zygnematophyceae; Desmidiales; Closteriaceae
Source: the annotation of a GenBank genome assembly